Messenger RNA from Petromyzon marinus (sea lamprey), 9484 nucleotides. RefSeq names its product netrin-G1-like. NCBI's taxonomy places the organism in Eukaryota, Metazoa, Chordata, Hyperoartia, Petromyzontiformes, Petromyzontidae. The record is from RefSeq and is a predicted model, not a curated record. Gene Ontology annotation, biological process: tissue development; animal organ morphogenesis; axonogenesis.
CUGCUAAAAGUGUCCCAGCCGCAAGAGAAGGGGGGAGGAAGAGGAGGGAGGAGGAGGAUGGAGCAGCUCCGUCCUGCCCUGUUCCAGAUUUUCCCCAAACGCUGAGCAUCGGCGGCCACGUGCUGGAAGGACGUUCGUUUGACAGCGUCGACGCAGAGAGACAAUAGACACGCGCGCACACUUAGAACGACACUGAAGAGGUACAGAGAGAGAGAGAGACGCACGCGCACACAGAGUGCUCGACACGCCGAGAGAGAGGAGAGAGCGAGCGAGAGAGGAGCGGGCGACCGGGAGUCUUCGUUCAUCAUCUUCAUCGCUCGCUCAUUGUUCGCUGGCGCCGUCUCACCGACUCCGAGUGCGAUGGGAUGGGAGACCCCCCCCCUUCCCCAUCUCCCGCCCAGCAAGUGUCUCCAUCAGCCGGCGCGAUCGUAGACAAGUCGCACGCGUCCAUGGCUGACCUGGCGGACACUGAGGACGAUCAACUCACGACACCGGAGCGACUCGCCACUUGACUCUGCGCCGGCGACUCCAGCGGCCGGGACUAACCCUGAACACUGACGGACAGCUCCCUCCGCCGGGCUGCACCUCGACUCCUCCAUCGUCUCGCAGCAGCCGCUGUUUGGUGGAUGCGUUGACACCAGCGGGCGCCACUGAUGAAUGCACGAGCCCACCGGAGACCCCAAGAAUUCCUCCUCCUACCCACGAGGGGGUCGCCGCAAAUGACGGCCCGACGUGAGGUGCGAGUCCCGGUGCGGCUCGCUGUGGCUUGGCCCACGCUGCUGCUGCUGCUGCUGGGUCUGUGUCUGUGCGGCCCCCGCCGGGCGCUGGCGCAGUACGACGUCUGUAAGAGCACCGUGAGCUGGGACUCGAAGCUGCUGGCGCCCGCCUGGGAGUACUCGGCGUGCCAGCCGCCCACCGCCGACCUGGGCCGCUUCGUGCGCGUCAGCCUCGAGCCGCCCGACAUCACCUGCGGGGACCCGCCCGAGCGCUUCUGCACCCUGGAAAACCCGUACAUGUGCAACAGCGAGUGCGACGCAGCCACGCCCGACCUGGCGCACCCCCCGUCGCUGAUGUUCGACCUGGAGGGCCGCUCGCCGUCCACGUACUGGCAGAGCGCAUCGUGGCGCCGACGCUUCCCCGAGCCGCUGCAGGCCAACCUCACGCUGUCGUGGAACAAGAGCGUGGAGCUCACCGAGGACGUGGUGGUCACGUUCGCGUCGGCGAGGCCCGAGGUCAUGGUGCUGGAGAAGUCGCUGGACUACGGGCGCACGUGGCAGCCGUACCAGUACUACGCCGACGACUGCAUCGACGCGUUCGGCAUGGAGGCGCAGAACAGCCGCGAGCUGCCGCGCUCCGCCGCCCAGCGCGUCAUCUGCACGGAGGAGUACUCGCGCGCGUACGUGUGGGAGGACGCCAAGACGGUGCGCUUCGAGGUGACGGACCGCUACGCGCUGUACGCGGGCGCCGACAUGCAGAACCUGGCGUCGCUCUACGGCCGCCUGGACACCAACCGAGGCCUGCGCGACUUCUUCACGCUCACCGACCUGCGCCUGCGGCUGCUGCGCCCCGCGACGGGCGGCGUGGCGGUCGACGCGGCCAACCUCAGCAAGUACUUCUACGCCGUGGCCAACAUCCACGUGCGCGGCAGGUGCAAGUGCAACCUGCACUCCAACACGUGCCUCUUCAACGACGGGCGCCUCGCGUGCGACUGCGAGCACAACACCAUGGGGCCCGACUGCAGCCGCUGCAAGAAGGGAUUCCGCGGCGGCGCGUGGAGGCCGGGCUCCUACCUGCCCUACCCAUCGGGCACCGCCAACCCGUGCACCGCUUCCGUGUCCAGCCCCGCGAUGGCCCCCAAGGCCGACCGCGUGUCGGCGAUCCAGCCGGAUCCGGCACCCGCGCCGCCACCGCCGCCACCUCCGGCCGCGGCGCUUCCUGCACCACCGGCUCCAGCCCCCAAGCCAAAAUCCAAGCCAGCUGCCCCAAAGGCCGAUGCCCCACGGCCACCCAGCAUCCUGGCGGAGGAGAUGUACGACGACAAUCCAGAGUGCCAGUGCUACGGCCACUCGAACCGCUGCAGCUUCAUCGAGCUGCUGAGCGCGGUGACGUGCGUGAGCUGCAAGCACAACACGCGGGGCCAGCGCUGCCAGUACUGCCGCCCGGGGCACUAUCGCAACGCGUCGCUCCCGCUCAGCGACGAGAACGUGUGCAUCGCGUGCGAGUGCAACCCGUUCGGCUCGGCGAGCGAUCGCUGCAACGGCACGGGGCAGUGCGAGUGCAAGGAAGGCGCGAGCGGACUCAAGUGCGGCGAGUGUCUGGCCGGCUACUACUGGAACCGCGGCUGCCAGCAGAACGCGUGCGACGAGGAGCUGCUGCGCUGCCAGAACGGCGGCGAGUGCCGCGACCGCCAGCGCUGCGCUUGCGCGCCCGGCUACUCGGGCGCGCUCUGCGAGGAGCGCAGCGGCUGCCGCGGCCGCGGUGCCGGCUGCGGCGGCUCGGGAACGACGCCGCGCCCGGACCCCGGCGGCCUCCUGCUGGCGCUGCUGCUGGCGGCGCUGCUGCUGGUGGUGGUGCGGCCGCUCGAGACGACCCAAGAGCUCGGUCUCGCGUCCGCCGCGUGAGCGUGCGGGAUGAGCCGGCGGCCGGGGUACAGAGUAGAGUCUCCACCGCGAGGGAGAGCCGUGGAUCGGCCGACGGCCUCCGCUGAGCGCGGGAGGCGGCGUGCGUCCUCUGCCGGCCCCGGCGGGCACUCCCGAGGGCCCGCAGGGCGGAAUUCUACAAGUGGUGCCGACGUGCGGUGGCCACGACUCGCGAUGAAUAUCACGAUGACAACAAUUAUGACGAUGAUAACAACAUCGAUGGAUAAGGCAGUCUACAGUAAUGGAGAUGAUGUCACCAAUGAUGAUGAAACGGUUGAAUCUAUGGCUAUGGUGAUGGCGUUGAUGGUGAUGAAGGGGAUGGAAUAUCACGAUGAUGACGGUGAUGAUAAUGCUGAUAACAUUGAUGAAAAAAGCAGAGUCUACAGUAAUGGAGGUGAUGUCACCAAUGGUGAUAAAACAGUUUAAUCUCUGGCCAUCAUGAUGAUAAUGGUGUUGAUGGUAAUGAUGAAGGGGAUGGUCCAAACGCAAUCAAAAUAACUUAAAUGAACAAGGGAUUGGGUUCCUCUCCAUUUAAAGCCCCGAGCUGAGCCAAAGAGCACAGAGUCAUGGGACAGCUUUGAAUGUGAACAUGUGUGAUGAUAGUGAUCGCAGCGGUGAUAAGACUGAGUCACAAAACUUGCUCAUUCAUUGACCAAAAAUGUUUUCCAAAAAGUUUCUCAAACGCUGCCACUCCGGAUAAAACGUCUCAACCCGCAGGUUCACGCAAUGAAUGUUGGGUACACGGCACCACUUCCUGACAUAUUUUCUCUCGUUUCAACUCUUCAUCCCAUCGCAGAGCGAGGUAGCAGUAUGCUCACCACAGUAAAACAACAACGACAACUCACGCGUCGUACCAAACGGCAAAUGAAUCACGAGAACAAACAAACAACAACAAAAAACCCCGCAACAAUUACGAUCGUUUCGAUGCCUUCACAGCUAUCAAUUUGUUGUGCACGUGGCAACCACAGCAGCAUUGGUCCCCCCGUGAGUGGGAGCCGCACCCUGCCAGUGUAAAUAUCUGUACAUCGACCGCGAAACAACGACCAAUGAUGAACUAUCGAGCGCCGUCGGUGAGCCGCGCGUGCGCUCACGAGCCGCUCCCAGCUUGCCGCACGUGGCGCCCUGGCUUGGAAUCCCUCGAACGCUCCAAAGUCGGCGAGCGACGCGUUAGAUAAAUCGGCGACGAUGCAACGAUGAGCGCCGCGCUCUGCCCAGCGGCGCGACUUCACUUGGGUCGUUGAGCGCGCGAUUGGUAUCGGCCCCGGUGUAAGGAAUUAAAUGGGGGUGGGGGGGGUAGGGUGCCCCCUCCCUGGGGGGGUGUGGUGCCCCCUUCCUGUCUUAAUGUUAUCCCCCCCCCCCUCUGGGCACCUCUGGCCUGUUCGAGAGCCCCGGUGCAGUUACAGGGCCUGCACACUUGCUAGCUGUGACGCUGGCUUCACGUCGGCGAUGCAAGAAGACAUGGCGGUGUCGGGAGUUAUCCGUUCCCUCUGCAAAUGUGUUCCCCCAUUAAUGUUCGUUCCCCCGAGGAUCCAGUAUUUGGGAAGCGGGGAAAAUUGGUUCCCCCUUUGAAUAUGUUUACCCCGAAAAUGUGUUGUUAUGAAUGUUUAAUUGCAUUUGCGAUUACAAACUUAAUUUUAAGACGAUGUUUCGAACUUUUUCGCGAAACUAGUUGCCUAAACUCUAAACCCUAAACCCUAACCUUUGACACUCAUUCAUAACCCUAACCCCUAACUUCGACCCCUAACCCAUAACUCUUAACCCUUACCCCUAACCUUUAACCUUAUCCACAACCCUGACCCUAACCCUCGAAACCCUAAUUCUUGAACACUUAUCUGUAACCAUCACCUCAAGCCCUAACCAUCGAAUCUUAAACCAUUGUCCCGAUUUUAGGGUUACAAAAAGUAACGUUCCGCUGGUGGGAACACAGUUUGUUGCCAUGGAGGUACAAAUAUCGCGAAAUAUCUGCAUGGUUCAUUUCUUCAGUAAACUAUCUGACCUGGGCAACCCCUUGAGAUGGAACGUCUCGUCAGCAAGGGGGUCCGAUGAGCACGGUUGGCUACGUACGGUGCGAUAGAAGUUCAAAGACAAAGUUCCACCGUAAAACCUACACGGGGCUGUUGGGGAAAGUGCUGUUAGCGAGCACCUAUGAAAGAAGUUAAAUAGACAUACAUACGCGUCCAGGUUUAUCAAGUACCGAGAGCAGACACUGAAAAGACACGCGCGCGCACACAUAGCCUGGUGAAACGUAAACUUUCGGGGGAGCCAAUACACAGGGCAUUGAGACGGCGAUACCUAAGUGCGCUUCCCUCUUGCGGAGUGUUCCAUGUACAAUGCUGGUGGCCAGUAACUCAACGAGCAUGGGGGGGGGUGCCUUGCCCCCCCCCCCACCUUUUCGGCCAAAGCUACGAGUUUGGGCAUUCGGGCCCCACCCGACCGGUUGCCGCGCCCUCUGAGCUGUUCGUGUUGCGACUACGCCACUCUUCGUGGCGGCUCACGACUCCAGGUGCGGAAGGCUACAAAAAUCCACCUCGGGUGGGGGGUCGAUCCGGGUCUGCGUAAAGAGUGAGUUGUAGAUUCUAUCCACGCAUUGAGUGAUCACAGACUCCAUCCUCCGGCGGACAUGUGGCGAGCUUAGAGGGCCGGCCGUGCGUGCAGCUCACGCAGCUUGCCAGGAGAACUGGUGGAGUGGGAUUUGCAGCAACCGGUGCAUCGUCAUCAUCACUACCAUAUUCGUCACGAUCCUCAUGACCAUUAUCAUCACCAUCAUAGCCAUCACAACCACCAUCAGCAUUACCCCCAUAGCCACCACUAUCAUCGCCAUCAUCAACACGGUCACGAUCACAACCAGCAUCAUCGCCAUCAUUUUAAUCACCACCAUCAUUACCAAAUUUUUCCCAUCACCGCCACAAGCUGCCUUCACGUUCCACGCAUCACCUCGCCCAACCUGGACGCAUCACCCCCGCGACUGAGAGACCCCGAAUCGUCCCGGGGCUGCCACCACAUCCCCCCCCCCCCCCCCCCCACUCCGCCCAACCUGGACGGACUCCUCGCGCGUUUGCUCAGCGCCCCCUCGCCUCCCCGUUCAGCCCCUGCGACGCGUUUCCUUCCUCCGGGUCGUGCCGCCGUCAUGGUGUUGGUUGUGGUUGUUCGGCUGUGACGUCCGACGUUCCGCUUCCGCGCCCGCGCGCCGGAAGCCUCUUGGGUUUUUUUUUUAUCCUCUACCGAAGAGCAGCAAAGCCCGGAACGAAGACUCAGCGGAGAGCAAACAAGAAUGCACCACGCCGUGGCUUUGUCGCUCAAUCGGCCCCAGGGCUCCCCCCCCCCAACCCCGCAAGUGGCCACACAUUCUAGAACGGCUGAGACACUUGGUGCAUCGGUGCAGAGGAAUGGGCUCACUCGCGACAAUUUAUCGCCGUUUUUUUAUUUUCAAGUUAACGACGCAAGAAGGAGCCGUGCCAAUUUACAAUGACCGACCGGGUGUGUACAAGUGUAUAAUGUUAAUCAUAUUGAUUACUGUUGUAACUGUGUAAAGUACAAAUGAGCUCAUUAAUCAAGGGGGUUGGGAGCAGAGGGGAGGCGGUAAGUGCGUGCGUAAGCAAACAUGAAGAAACAUUAAAGAGCGCAUGGAGGAACACGCAAGUAUUUGUAGGCGACCAAACAGGCAGGUUGCGUGCGGUGGAGUCAAGUGUGGAUACUCCCAGUGCUGUCAAGGACCCUCUGGCCGAGCGUGGAAGAGUAGGCCCAGCAUGCCCUCUUAGAUUAACUCCUCUCCAGCUCAAUCGAUAGUCGAAGGCCCAUCUGCCAGCGGACAAUCGGCACGGCUGCGCCCUUCCCUCCAACGACUCGCGUUGAGAAACGAGCAGCGUCCACGCAGCCUUUGCCGUGUAAAUAAAAUAAACACGCGACUUUUUCCCGGCCUUUUAUCGAGCCGCGAAUUGAAAUCGUACUGCAGACGCCGGAGUUUUACGACUCGAGGCUUUCAUCAAACCUCUUUGGGGAUUCGCAAAAACGAGCGCGAGCGUCGUUGAGUUGCGGUCGAGAGCGAGCGAGCGAGCGGGCCGGCGUGAAAUCCCCACGUGUAGAGUUCCGAUCGGUUCUCGCGCAGAAUCUCAACGUUGCUGCGUCUCACGACAACUCGUUACAUUUCACGAGCCCGACGACGGUUCAAUGUUUUACCACGUUCUGUUUUAUUUUUUUAUAAGUGCCAUCAUCCAGCAGUGGAUUGACAAUGGGGCUUGGACGUGGAUGUGUGAGUUACCGACAUAGGGGAAGGGGAUCACAACAACGAAUGUGUCUGGAAAAUUUGGUCCGGAUGGUGAUCUGAUCCCAAAGUGGUCUCAUUCGUCAAAGGGGGACAUUGAACGGAACUUAUCUCUGCUGGUGAUGAAUAUUCCACAUUCCUAUGUGGGACACAAGUUUAUGCAUGGGGGAAAAAAAACACUGCUGACUUUCCACAAUGCGGUACCUGUUUUAUCCACCCAUGAGGAAUGCCGGGCCCCGUUGACUUGCAGCCAGGAUUUUGAACUCGCACAAAGCUUCUGGUUAUUUUUCUCGUCUACGAUUAGCCUCAUCCUAAUUAAAGUUUAGUCUCCUAUUUGACCAAACUUCGAUUUCUCCCGCUGACAAACUGAGCUAUUCGAAUCGACGUAAACUCAUCCAAGUGUGAUUCCUAUUCCUUUGCGCGAGGGCUUUCUCAAGUACCCUCCGACAGCGGCCAGCGGUCGAGACUAACUCUGGAGUGGCAGCAGAAGGAGAAAAAGAAGCCCGUCAGAAGGACGUCCACUGUGGAAGUGGGUCAACGGAAUCGGCCCGUGUACUGGAACUGAGAUGGAUCGUCACAUCGCUGGACCGCGAGAGAUGACGUCGGCUUUGGGGGGGUGGGCGACUUGUAUCCAUCCCGAGAUUUAUCAUGGCUUACGAUGAUUACGAUAAUGACAAUGGUUGAUCUAUGUACCAGCUGUUGUCGGCGGUGAAACCUCACCUCGCCUCUAGACCUAGCAUAAUUAUGCUCUCAGAAAUUAAAAACAAAUAUUUCAGGAGACAAUUUCUGCUGUUUAUGAUUUAUUCACGAAAACAGCUGUUGUCUGCAUCGCCGCCAGUGAAAUUUCCACCAUAAAUCACAACAACGAGCGGAGCGCCGGGCGGACAAAACGCAGCGAGUCUGCACAGUGAGAGCAGAGUUCGUGAUCUGCCAGUCAUCUCAGUCAGUCAACCUCAUGGAACCUGGGUCUCUGUUCCGUGACCUCCUGCCAACAGAGAGCCUUCGACACUUCACGCGGCCUCAACGUGCACCUAGCCUGGCACAUUCGCCGUCGGAAAUGGCAGGUAUUGUUAUGGGACCUCCCUUGCCAGUACCCAAAACAUAGGAAUAGGUUUUACCCUAUUUUUUGUUUGCAUGCUCACCACAAGUAUGUGUGGUUAAUGCAGACAUUAUUGCUUGCAAAAAAAGGUUUCAGUUUGGUGUUGUAACACCUUAACACCACAUUUGUAUUGCCAGAAAGGGUAAAGGCUAUUCGUGUUGGCAGGUAUUGUUGUUCGCUGUUGUCUAGAUGUCCUUGGAAGACGCGUUGGCGUGCGGCGAAGUAUGUCGUCGCAACGUUCCAUGUGCCCGUUCGUCGCUACAUUUGGCCAGAACGCGAAGGGAUUCGAAGUGAAUUUGGAGGCCCACGAGUUGAAAUAAAACGGUGCCGCGUUAGGCCGCCGCCAUUGGCCGCUCGCUGUGUUUGUGGGCUCUUUGGAGGCCGGCUUUUUGGUGGGUCAGGGCAUUUAUAAAUACAAAAUUGAGUACGGUUAUGACGAAGGAAGGUGUGAUGUUUCACACAGUCUGCAGUAAUUUCACAGUCGGAGUGGAGGUGGCAGGGGGGUGAUGUUGCUGCGAAAUUGGGUCAUGUGCGGGUAAUUUGUCAACAAUGUGGAUAGACUGCACCACCUGCACACGAUUGGCUGCUCCUCUCGAACGACGCAAAUUGCCCUUUAACGUACUCUACUGUGCAGCAGGCGGCACGCACUGCAUUUAAUGCGUGGUUAAUAAUAAUAAUACAACACGCUGUGUUAACCAGGGCGACCUGCCGGAUUCGAACCGCGAAGCUUCCGCGCAACCGCCAGGUUGCCGCCAGCUGACCGUGGUAGGUCUCUGAAGCUCCCACGCUCGCUAGAUUGAGAGGUGGCCACGAGAUCGGGUGCACAGCAAUAGGAGAUACAAUUUGUGUUGUAUACAGCAUGUCAAGACUCAGUCAAGAAACGGUGGGUGUAUAUAUAUACACAUCACUUAGAGAGUAAGAGACAGUCGGUUGUUGGGAAGAAUCAGAAUAUGUAAUUAUAACUGGAGAAAUCCGAUGAGCUAUAAAGCGGUUUUUUUUUCACUUAUGUCCAGUCGGGGCACGUCGGUCUUGAACCCGACUUGAACAAGGGGGGGCGAGUCAACAGCACGGACGUCCCGGGAGAGGAGGGAGGAGUUCCAGACUAAGAGGGCAGCAGUGGAGAAGGAGCGACCGCCCACCUCGCGAGUAGAUUCCUGAAGCUGCCUGUGUGGAGCUUUAAGCGUUAUCUCCUGCUUAUCCGUGGAUGUUCUCCACGUAUCUCGGGGGUGUUCUUCCAAAAUGCAACAAACAACGACUCCGUAAAAAAAAUAUUGGCCAAACAUCGCAAUGCAGGACCCUCCUGAAAGUGAGUCUUGAGACUUUGUGAGGUUUUUCAAUCAAUCGAUCAAAAUGUAUAGAAUGCACUUCACAGAAAUAAAAGUUACCUCUGAGUGAUUUGCGUACACUACAUGUAUAUGAAUGCCGCAGCACUUGGAAUAUAUUAAAUACAAAACAUUCCAUAUAUUAAAAAAGGGAAGUACAGUG